Molecule: messenger RNA, 1803 nt
Organism: Arabidopsis arenosa
Lineage: Eukaryota; Viridiplantae; Streptophyta; Magnoliopsida; Brassicales; Brassicaceae
Source: the annotation of a GenBank genome assembly
AUCAUAAAACCUGAAACCAAUUCUUUUUUCGUUUUCACAUUUCUCUCAGAUUUUUUGUUGUCCUUCUUAUCUUCUUCUUCUUUGGUUUCACAUUUUGAAGAAGCUUGUGGAGGUUAAAACACACAACAUUCUUUACAUCUCCAGAUCCAAUCUCACUUUAUAGAUUCAAGACACGAAAAAACACAGGUUUCGAUCUGAAGGAGGGCGAAUUCGUCGCUCUUGUUUUGCCUUUUCUCGUUCUUGACGAUUUCUUCCAUAUAAGAAACUGAUUUCUGAUGCAAAAUUCUCCCAUGGAAUGAGUGAUCUGUUUCUUGAAUUUCUUGAUCUUCUAAUGGCAUGAAGAGGAGAGAGUCUGGUAAGUUUAAGGACUAAUGGAGACCGGUACAAGUGUUAGUAACAACAGCGGAAGCAUCAGAAACGAUAGCUAUGAAGCAAUCAAGAAUGGAUCAUGGUUUAAUCAGUUCCGCAAUGGCUGCAAUCCAUGGAUGGCUAGAUAUGUAUACGGUCUGAUCUUUCUCAUCGCGAAUCUACUAGCUUGGGCUGCUCGUGAUUAUGGUCGGGGUGCCUUAAGAAAAGUGACAAAAUUCAAGAAUUGUAAAGGCGGAGAAAACUGUUUGGGGACCGACGGUGUCUUAAGAGUUAGCUUGGGAUGUUUUUUGUUCUACUUUGUUAUGUUUCUUUCAACGCUUGGCACGUCGAAAACGCAUUCAUCAAGAGAUAGAUGGCAUUCUGGAUGGUGGUUUGCUAAGCUCAUCAUGUGGCCAGCUUUAACAAUCAUUCCCUUCUUGCUUCCGUCUUCCAUUAUUCACCUUUACGGAGAGAUUGCCCAUUUUGGGGCAGGGGUAUUUCUUCUAAUACAGCUAAUUAGUGUGAUCAGUUUCAUUCAAUGGCUUAACGAAUGCUAUCAGUCCCAAAAAGAUGCAGAAAGAUGCCGUGUCUAUGUGAUGUUACUAGCAACUACUUCAUACACAGUUUGCAUAGUAGGAGUGAUAUUGAUGUACAUUUGGUAUGCGCCGGAUUCGUCAUGCCUUCUCAAUAUAUUCUUCAUAACAUGGACUUUGUUCCUUAUCCAACUCAUGACAAGCAUCGCUCUCCAUCCGAAAGUGAAUGCUGGAUACUUGACUCCAGCUCUUAUGGGACUCUAUGUUGUGUUUAUCUGCUGGUGUGCCAUUCGAAGUGAACCAGUGGGAGAAAGUUGCAAUAGAAAAGCAGCAGCUUCGAACAGAACGGACUGGCUUACCAUCAUUAGCUUUGUGGUUGCGCUACUCGCAAUGGUUAUUGCCACAUUUUCGACAGGAAUAGACUCCCAAUGUUUCCAAUUCAAGAAAGAUGAGAACGACCAAGAAGAAGAAGAGGAAGAUGGUGUUCCUUAUGGAUAUGGAUUCUUCCAUUUUGUGUUUGCCACAGGAGCAAUGUACUUUGCUAUGCUACUCAUCGGUUGGAACACUCAUCACCCCAUGAAAAAGUGGACGAUUGACGUGGGAUGGACGAGUACUUGGGUAAGGGUUGUGAACGAGUGGCUUGCGGUUUGCGUAUACAUUUGGAUGUUGGUGGCUCCUCUCAUACUAAAGAGCAGAAGACAAACAACAAGUGGGACAUGAGAGGAGACGAUGAAGAAGAAGUGUUUGAGAAGAAGCCAUUGAUAGAUUCUUCAGCAGAGAAAUCUGGGAAGGUUAUGAGAUUAAAAGAUGUUGUAGCUGCUGAUCAUCGUCAGACUCUUGCCUUUCAUCUUAAGCCUAAGAUAGUGGAGCUAAAGGUGUCAAUGCAUUGCUACGGAUGUGCGAAGAAAGUCGAGAAGCAUCC